AUGCUUCGGUCACGUUUCCCCACGUCUCACCACUUCACCGUCUCCGUCUUUGGCUGCCAAUACCACGCUGAGGCGCCAAGCGCUGAAAAGACAGAGCUCAUUGGUCGCUUUGACAAGCUCAUCGAUAGCGCCGCCAUCCACGUUGAACACCUCGAGCAAAACGAUGUUCCUUCCAAGAUCUGGAUGAGCUACUGGGAGUCACCCCAAAAGUUCAAGCAGUGGUGGGAAAAGGACGACACUGUAUCUUUCUGGGCGUCACUACCCGAUGACGCGGGUUUUUGGAGAGAGACGUUUAGUCUUCCUGCUACGCGGGCCAUGUAUGAAGGGACGGGCAAGGAUGCGUAUGGGUUUGGGCAUUGCGGGAGCUUGCUUCCCCUCACCACCAAGACCGGGUAUUGGGGAGCUUACCGUUCUCGCAUGACGCCAGACUUUGAAGGGGACACGUUCAGUUCUCCAAUUCCGAUGUAUGCGGACCAAUCGGUGCCUGCAGACAAGAUCCGGCCUGGAAGAGUGAGGAUCACCGACUUUCCUGAUAAUCUUUGUAUGGUGGUGGAAGGUCAGCACUAUGCUGAUAUGGGGGAACGGGAACGCGAGUACUGGAACGAGAACUUUGAUGGGUUGACGAAGCAAUGGGUCACCAAUGUUGUUACAGCGGGCCAUAAGCAAGGCAUGGUGAUCGCGAGGGCAUGUCACGGAUUUGCGGGGGAGAAGAAGCUUGGAGCAACAAACGGUCCAGUUAACGGCAUCUUCCCGGGUUUAGACUACGUGCACCAAGCGCAGAUCCUGAUCUGGCAGGAUAUCUCCAAGAUGGAAUAUCUAGGCCGUUACGACGAAACCCACGUCAAGCUUCGCCGCAAUUUCAUGAAGGCGUACGGACCAGGAGGAGAGAUGGAAGGCGGAGAUUUGCUGCUGUGGGUGGAUCUGGGAAUUCUCAAGAAGGACGAGAUUGACGCUGAGUACGUGGGUUGUUAUGAGAGCACGGGCUUCUUGAAGCUUGACAAGGGUCAGUUUUUCAAGGUUGAGUCGACUGCAGGUUCGAAGCUGCCGCCGUUUUUCGACGAGCCAAUAGAGUCUAAGCCGAUAGAGUGGUAG
Molecule: messenger RNA, 1092 nt
Organism: Fusarium pseudograminearum CS3096
Lineage: Eukaryota; Fungi; Ascomycota; Sordariomycetes; Hypocreales; Nectriaceae
Exons: 1
Coding region: 1-1092 (363 amino acids)
Source: RefSeq, a predicted model, not a curated record